AUGGCAACGACCCCAGCUGUCUCCACAUCUACCACUGAACGAGCAGAGGAAGAAGGAAAACAACCCCAAUCUAAACAAGCCGCAGAAAAACCCAAAUACAAGAGAGAAAAGGGGCCUGCAGUGUCGAUGCUCAAGCUGUUCCGUUUUUCUACACCUAAAGAACGAGUGCUGCUUGUGCUAGCAGUUAUAUUUUCCAUUGGCUCAGGAGCAUUACAGCCUGUCUCAAUUCUGAUUUACGGUACAUUCAUCAACAACCUCACUGGAUCACUCAAUGAUCCCAGUUCACUGUUAGAAACAACAUUGCCCGUCAUUCACAUCAUGGCUUACAUGGGUACAGCGUCCCUCAUUGCAGCUUACCUGUCCAAUUGUCUGUGGGUCAUGACAGGUGAAAGUCAGACCAGACGCAUUCGAUCCCUGUAUUUGCAUUCAGUGCUAAAACAAGACAUGAGUUGGUAUGAUAAAGCAGCUGAUGGAUCGCUCAAUACACGUUUGGCAUCCGACACGCAGUUGAUUCAAGAUGGCAUUUCAGAAAAAAUGGGCUUACUGGUGCAAUUGAUUGCUCAGUUCAUUGGUGGUUUUAUCGUGGCAUUUGUGAAAGGCUGGCAAGUGGCAGUCAUCAUGCUGGCAACACUGCCUCUGAUGUUUGGUACAGGAAGAGUGAUGGCUUAUUUUAUCACUAAAUACACUGUCAUGGGUCAACAAUCCUACGCUCUUGCUGGAUCAGUAGCAGAAUCAUGCUUCCAGUCCAUUCGCACCAUCUACUCAUUCACCUUGCAAAAGCGAUUCUCCAAGCGAUACGACGAAAAGCUGGAAGAGGCAUGUCAAUUCGGUAUCAAGCGUGGUGUGUCCUUGGGUCUUGGUUUCGCUACCUUUAUGUUUAUACUCUUUUGUACCUAUGGUUUAGCCUUGUGGUACGGAUCAACAAAGGUUGUGCAGGGUGAACUAACUGGCCCUGCUGUGUUUGUUGCAUUCUUGGCUAUGAUGAUGGGUUCCAUGAGUAUGAUCCGUUUACCUGUUAAUCUGUCGGCUGUGUCCAGCGCCCGUGGUGCUGCCUACAAGGUGUACCAAAUCAUUGAUCGUGUACCUGAUAUUGAUGUUGACGCAACAUCAGGUCUUACCCCUGACAAGGUGGUAGGUGCUAUCGAAUUCAAGAAUGUCCAUUUCAAAUACCCCACGCGUCCUGAUCUCACCAUCUUGCAAGACCUCUCAUUAAACAUCAAUCCGGGUAUGACUGUAGCAUUUGUUGGACCUUCGGGCUCUGGCAAAUCAACCACUAUUCAACUUGUUCAACGUUUCUACGAUGCACUUACUGGCGAAGUCUUGUUGGAUGGCAACAAUGUCAAGGAUCUCAAUGUCAAAUGGCUUCGCCAGCAAAUUGGCGUUGUGAGCCAGGAGCCAGUUUUGUUCAAUAUGACCGUUAGACAAAACCUGUUGAUGGGUGUUGAUGCUGAUGUGUCAGAGAAGCAGAUUAUCGCUGCUGCUAAAGAAGCCAAUUGCCAUACCUUCAUCACGCAACUACCUGAUGGAUACGAUACACUGGUCGGCGAUGCUGGCGGUAUGUUGUCUGGUGGUCAGAAGCAGCGAAUUGCUAUUGCGCGUGCUAUUUUAAAGAACCCUACUAUUUUGUUGUUGGAUGAGGCAACCUCUGCUUUGGAUACUCAAUCUGAACGUCUGGUUCAAAACGCCCUUGAUAAGGCAUCUGCUUCUCGCACAACGAUUGUUGUUGCUCAUCGUCUAUCUACCAUUAUGAAGGCUGAUAUGAUUGUGGUGUUGGAUCACGGUGUCAUUGUCGAACGUGGCACGCAUCAACGACUCAUUGAAUUGGGCGGUAUCUAUGCUGAUCUCGUCAAGAAGCAAGCAAUUGAUACGGAGGAAACCGAAGAAGCUGGAGCCGCGCGUCAUGAUGAAUUAGACGCUGAAGAAUUACUAAGACAAGAAGAGUCUGAAGUCAAGCAACAAAUCUUGGAAAAGGAGCGUCAUGGCCUUACCAGAGUGGUCACCAACUUAUCCGCGCGCAGUGAUGAAAAGUACAUUGGCACUGAAGGUGGCAAAGAAAUUGAUGCGUACGAAAUUAAACUUGCUGAGCAAAAGCGAAUCAAGAAGGAAAUGAAGAAACAAAAGGCCCCUAUGUGGAAGGUGCUGAAACAUAUGCGUCCUGAAUGGAACUACCUCGGUGCCGGUGUGGUAGGCUCUGCUAUAGCUGGAUGCAUUUUCCCCGUGUAUAGUUUCAGUUUCUCCAGAGUCAUCUCUAUUCUCAGUGUGCCUGGCCAAGAGAUCCAGCCUGGUCCUCUCCAAGGCACCAACUUGUACUCGUUUAUCUUUGUCAUGAUUGCUAUUGCUUCCUUUAUCGGCAAUGGCACUCAGUUCUGUGCUUAUGAAGUCUGUGGUGAAAAGUUUUCCAAGCGAUUCCGACUGGAGGUAUUCGAUGCCUACCUGAAACAGGAGGUGGGCUUCUUUGAUUUGGAAGAAAACAACAGUGGUGCUCUCACAACUCGUUUGGCUGUCGAUGCCCGAAAUGUAAGCGAGAUGGUGACAAAAACAUGGGGAGAUUUGACGCAACUCGUUGCUACUAUCGUUGCUGCAUUCAUUAUUGCUUUUAUCCACAGUUGGGCUCUCUCGUUGGUUGUCUUGUGUAUGGCGCCUUUCCUCUGUGCUGCUACAGCUUACGAGUUCCGUGUUCAACGUGGGUUUGAGGAUGAAACGAAAAAAGCAAAUGCCGAGAGCGGGCAAGUGGCUGGCGAAGCCAUCCGUGAAGUGAGAACAGUGGCUGCCUUGAACAAGCAAGCCUAUUUCGAAGAACGUUACUAUCUGGCUACAGACCGUCCUCACAGAUUGGCUAUGAAGAAGGCUUAUCUAUCAUCCAUUGCUGCUGGUCUCGGUAAGGGCAUCAACAUCUACACAUCGGCUCUUGCUUUCUACGCUGGUGCUCGUUUUAUCCAAAGUGGCAUGAUUGAUUUCCAACAAAUGUUUACUAGUAUGACUGUCAUUAUGACAGCUGCUGAAUCUGCUGGUCGUUCCACCACCUUUGCCUCUGCCUUUAGUAAAGCCAAGUACGCCGCCAUUGCCUCUUAUGCUGUUAUUGAACGUGAGUCCAAGAUUGACCCUGAGUUGGAGGGCAUUGAACCACCUGUUGGCACUGUAAAGGGCGAUGUCGAAUUCAAACAUAUCAAGUUUGUUUAUCCUGCUCGUGAAGAUGUUACUGUAUUCAAUGGUGAGUUUAAUCUCCAUGGUAAAGCCGGCCAAACAAUAGCUCUUGUUGGCCCCUCUGGCUGUGGUAAAUCAACUACUAUUGGCAUGCUGCAGCGUUGGUACGAUCCCCUCAAGGGUGCUGUCGCUUUGGAUGAUACCAAUGUCAAGAACUACUCUCUCUACAACUUGCGUAGUCAUAUGGCCAUCGUGUCUCAGGAGCCUACUUUGUUUGAUUUAACCAUCGAUGAAAACAUUCGUUUCGGUAUCGAAGAAUCCAAGCAGGUGUCUCAGCAAGAAGUCGAAGAUGCUUGCAAAGCUGCCAAUAUUUAUGAUUUCAUCUCUAGUUUGCCAAACGGAUUCGCAGAGAGGGUGGGUAGCAAAGGCUCUCAGUUAUCUGGUGGUCAAAAGCAGAGAAUUGCUAUUGCACGUGCACUUAUUCGUAAGCCCAAGGUCUUGCUGCUGGAUGAAGCUACCAGCGCUCUGGACAGUGAUAGUGAGAAAUUGGUGCAACAAGCUCUAGAUAACAUUUUGGAAGAAGGAGGAAGAACCACCAUUACCAUUGCUCAUCGGUUGUCUACCAUUCAAAAUGCCGAUUUGAUUUGUGUUGUCAAAGAUGGCCGUGUGAUUGAACAAGGCACUCAUUUUGAAUUACUGGCUCUUGAUGGUACCUAUGCUGAGUUGGUACAUGAGCAAUCCUUGUCCGUCUUAUAG
Messenger RNA from Mucor velutinosus, 3900 nucleotides. It is a transcript of the gene DBP3, whose product is annotated as RNA-dependent ATPase. Gene Ontology annotation, molecular function: ATP binding; ABC-type oligopeptide transporter activity; ATP hydrolysis activity. Bases 1 to 3900 code for a protein of 1299 amino acids. Gene Ontology annotation, cellular component: membrane. Lineage: Eukaryota; Fungi; Mucoromycota; Mucoromycetes; Mucorales; Mucoraceae. Gene Ontology annotation, biological process: transmembrane transport. The record is from RefSeq and is a predicted model, not a curated record. The transcript is spliced from 7 exons.